Molecule: messenger RNA, 635 nt
Organism: Strigops habroptila (Kakapo)
Lineage: Eukaryota; Metazoa; Chordata; Aves; Psittaciformes; Psittacidae
Product: scale keratin-like
Exons: 2
Coding region: 109-474 (121 amino acids)
Cellular component (GO): intermediate filament
Molecular function (GO): structural constituent of cytoskeleton
Source: RefSeq, a predicted model, not a curated record
GCCAUGGCAAGGCCAGUAUAAAAGCUCUGCCUCUGCCAGUCUCUCCCAGCCACCCCUCUGGUCGCCUUCUCCUCGGGGAACACGAGCACCGUCCCAUCGCGCACCAAGAUGUCCUGCUACGACCUGUACCCACCAAGAAGCAGCGUGGCCGUCCCCCAGCCCAUCGCUGAGAGCUGCAACGAGCUGUGUGCCCGCCAGUGCCCCGACUCGGCAGCCUUCAUCCAGCCACCGCCCGUGGUUGUCACCUUCCCCGGCCCCAUCCUCAGCUCCUUCCCCCAGCAAGCCGUGGUGGGCUCCUCCGGAGCACCCGCCUUUGCGGGCUCCCUGGGGCUGGGAGGCCUCUACGGCGCCGCGGCCACGCAGGGCUCGGGGGGCCUCUGCACCUUUGGCAGACCCUAUGCUUCUCCCGCCUGCAGCCUUGGCGUUCUGCCCCGCUACAGCCAGAGGCUGUGGGACACCCGUGGGUCCUGCUAGAGCCAAGGCCAAAGCCACCAUCACCCCUGGGGAGUGAGAUCAUGGGCACAAGGAACUGAGGAGUGCUGAGCAUCCCCAUCCCCAGCCAAGGCCUGGGUAGCUGGCAAUGUCGCACACCCUCAGCUCAUCCCUGCCCUCUUCUCCUGCCCUCUGCUCUCCUU